AUGGCCGGCUUGCCAAAGGAAAGCGCACUUUUUGCAGCUCUUCACUCGUCCCUCGAGAGGACCACGGUCAUCAAGCGGAUAUGUCGCGCCCUGGCCAAGAAGCCGCAGCUACGGAAUUCUAUUGAGGUGGGCUACAUCCAGGGGGAGACGGAGUGGCUGGCGAUGAUGACAAGGGAUGGCCCUGGAGUGCAUCGGGACCUCUGCCACGUGGCCCGCCUUGUCGCCCUCAAGGAGAUGGAGUCUCUGAAGCUGCCCUGGUCUCCUAAUGGUGAUGUAGCGGCCGGGCCGGCGGGAGCCGGGGCCGGCGGUGUGGCCAUUGGCAGCGGUGGCGGCGGCGGCGGUGGGGCGAAUCCCGUAGCUGUCCCCGCUGGACGAGGUCUGCUGUACAUUUACGUCCUGCGGGGCAAGGUGCAGCUGCGGAGUCGGAGGAGGGAGGCCUUCGCACCGCGUCUGGCGCAGCGGGGCGCAGGGGCCGGGGACACAGUUGGGGGCGGCGGUGGUGGCGGCAGUGGUGGUGGCAAUGGUGGUGGUGGCGGCAGUGGUGGUGGCGGCAGUGGUGGUGGCAAUGGUGGUAGCGGCGGCGGACUGGAGAAUGUGACGGAGCAGGAGAUGUUGGCGCUGUUCAAACACAUUGACACGGACGGGUCAGGUGCCAUCACGGUUUCGGAGCUGCAAGUUGCCAUGGACAUGAUGGGCAUUCAUAAGUCCCAGGAGGAGGUGGCGGAGAUGAUGGACGGAGUGGACACGGACGGAUCGGGUGAAAUGGAGUUCAACAAGUUCAAGGGUGUGCUCCGUCGCGCCAUCCGCGCCCGCAGCGGGUCCCCCUCCCAGUCCGAGUGGCGGGAGCUGGGCGCGGAGAUGUGGUACAGGGACCUGCCCACGGGCAGCUACACGGGGGAGGCGGCGCUGCUGGACCAGGAACCGCUGCCCCAGGAGGGUAUGUUGUUGGCGGUGGAGGCUUCUGACCUGCUGGUACUGGAGAGGUGCGACUACGACCACAUUGUGGACAAUGGAUUUGAUGGGGAGCUCAAGGCCAAGAUGGCUCUGCUGCGGAAUUCUGCGGUGCUGUCGGAAGCUCUGCGUCGUACGGAUUUUCGGCGGCUCGCGUACGCCAUGCGUCGCCGUACGGUGCCUAUGAGUACGGCGGUUCACGAGCAGGGUCAGCCGCCCGCCUCCCUGGACCUCAUUUUGGAGGGUCACUGCAAGGCGACGGUCGCCACCGAAUCCCGUCCUACGUCUGCAAACCCCAACAUCGAUUUCCCAAUCUCCGCCUCUUCCCCCUCCUCCUCCUCCUCCUCCUCCACCUCCUCCACCUCCACCUCACCCACGCGUCCCACACGAAGCCCAAGCCCCAUCAUGCGGCCACAGCAACAACCACACCAACAACCGCAAGCUAUAACUCAGAAUCGGCUACAGCGGCAGGCGACGCAGCAUACGCCGGGCUUUGAGGCUCCUGAGGGGGGGGAGGGGCUUCAGUACCCCGAGGACGGCUCAGAGGUUCCGGUUCCUGAUCUGGGGCCUGUGUACGGCGGUGCGGCGGUGUUGAUGAUGCGUGGCGGCAAGCAUCCCCAUCUGGCCCGAGCGGGCCGCAUCAGGCGACUGGAGCUGGCGGUCCUGGGGCCGGGGGAUAUGUGUUCCGAGGCGGGUGUGUUGGGUGAGGAGCGGCAGCCCCACAGCUGCAUCGUCACCUCCAGCAGCGGCCUCGUGGCCCUCUCCCUGCAGCUGAGGGACCUACGCAAGCUCGUGCACCCGGCUGACCUGACGGCACUAAAGGAGAGCUGCAGAGUACGGGUGGAACAGCGUCGCAGCAGAAUGGAGGUGGCGGCCAGCGUCAGCGUUACCAACCUACAACAAGUACAAAGGAAGUCAUUGGGGUCGGUAUCGGCGGCCGGGGGUGGCUGGCAGCAGCAGCAGCACUGCAGCUUGCGAGAGCGGUUGUCAGGGCCGGGGCGGCUACCGACGCCGCCGCCGCUGGUGGCGGAGGGGUUGGGGGCGGCGGCGGCUGCGACGGCAGCAGAUGGGGAGGGUCGGCGGCAGGGGAAGGGCCAACAGCGGCAUGGACUCAAGGUUGCGCAAGGUGCGGGCAAAGGCGAUGGCAGCAGUGGCGGCGGCAGCAGUAGCAGCAAGGGCGGCGCGGUGUGGUCGGGGGCAAUGCGCAUGCCGAGGGCAAGUGCAGCGGCGGCAGCAGCGGGAGGCACUCGGGGUACAAGUGGUGGGGGAUUGGGGGUUUCGCAGUGGGAGCCUCCGCGGCCGGGUACGACAGAUGCGGCUUUGGAGCGGGUGGCAAUUAUGAUGCGGAGUAAGACGCGAUCACGGCGCGGCGGGAUGAGGGUGACUGAUGGCGGCGAAACGUCACCGUCGCAGCCACCGCCGCCGUCGAAACCGGCGGCAUCGAUGGCAGCGAUUCUUCAGGAUCGACUCUCUGAGGCUUUGGAUAUGAAAACUUUAAGCAGCGCGGGGUCUUUUCGGUUGCGGGGCUCGGUACGACGGCGGUCAUUGGACGAGCAACUGACGGUGGUGGAAGAGCUGUCGGCGCCGUUGUCCCCUCGCGGCUUGGCGAGAAGCCGGGACGAAUCGCUCUCGUCCCGCCGCACAGCCAUCAUCACGGCAAUUGCAGCUCUUGAUGCCGUGCCGUACGGCUGUGACGGGAUCAGUCCCUGGAGUGUUGACUCGCCGCCGCUGCUAUCUUGUCCCACAACCUUAUCGUUGGGGCCGUCAGCGCCAGUGGCGCCAGCGUCGAGUUCAGGGUCCGUUGCGGCGUCAGCACUAGCGGCGGCAGCUCCUUCCCUGGACCGCAUCAUGGCGGCGAUUGACGCACCGAGUGUUGCUUGCCGCUCCGGCGGAAGGGUAGUUGGUCGCGCUUCUGUUACCGCUGCCGCUGCGCCAUCGUCGUCGUUGUCGGCUUGCAGGCUCGGCACCGCUGCUGGCUAUGGCGGCCAGCGGGGAAAGCAAGGCAUCAGCAUCAGCGGCACAGGCGGAGGCGGAGGCGGCAGCGAUGCUCGGGCGGUUACCCAGCAGCCCGUGGUGGCAGCAGGACCAGUCGGACAACCGCUGGCGGUGCCCGGGUCGGUAAUAAUCCCCGGUGGGGAGGGUGGUGGCGACCAUGCGGCAGCAGCGGUGUCUACUAUAGGCGCAGCCACGGCCGUCACAGCAGCUGGCGGAGGCGCCGGAAGUGUGCAGGCGGCGAUGGAGGCGGUGUCGAAAGAGGGUGGGAAAGACACGCACCGAGACCGUGCACCUGAGGAGACGGCCUCAUCCCGGGUACGGGAGGAGGACCAUCAACAACACCAGCGCAACCAGAACCACACCACUGGCACUGCCACCAGCAACAGCGAAGGAUGCCAGCAGCGCCAGCAGCCGCAGCAACAGCAGCAGCACCAUCAUCGUCAUUAUACUCAGCGGGCAACCCAUGCCUUCCUAAUAGCCAGGGGGGAGACCUUAUCUCCCCGGGGCGGCGGCGCCACAGGCGGUGGAGGCGAUACAGCGGCGGCGAGCUCUCGCUCCUCCUCCCCGCCGGUCCGCAGAACCCCCUCGUCCUCCCCUUCCUCACCUCGGAGUCCUCGCAGCUGCGGCGGCAACGGCAGCUCCAGGCGCACCCUCGCGUCGUACGACAGCUCGAACAGCUCGGCGGUAUCGCACUCCUCGUCUGUCGAUAUGGCGGCGGCGGCGGCGGCCCCGGCGGCAGCUGACUUGACGGCGCGCGAUAGCACAGCCUCAACCGCUGCCGUUGCUGGUGCAACCGCCUCCUCGACCGCUGCCGCCGAGUCGUCGGCUGCCGUCAGUCUGCUAAGGUCCAGGUCGGCGUCGCGUCGGGCCUGGAUGAUGCCGCGGCUGGUAGCGGACAAGGCGUCCCUGCCUUGCGCCGGCGCCGGCGUCGGCGCAGCCGUGGCGUCGGCGCCCGUGGCGAAGUUGUCAUUGCUGCCACCUUCGCUGCCGUCGCCGAUGGCUCUGUCGUGCACCGGCGCCGUGUCGAUCAGUCACCCCUCGGCUUCAAGACAGCUCCCAUCGUCUCAAUCACAGCAGCAUGAGCGUCUUCGGCCGCCGCUAGCUUUAUAUCAGCGGCCAGACGAACCCCGAGGCAUGUUGAAAUCCCGUCAGCAGCUGCGUACGGACAACCACGGAAGCCGGGGACUGGAUCUGCCGUACACACCUCCACUGUCACCGCUGGAGCUGCAGCCGCGGCCGCGGCGGCCCUCCGGGGUACCGGGCUAUCGCAGCAGCGGCCGCGGCGCAGCGGAGGAAGGCACGGAUUGUGAUGGCGAGGGAGAUGACGACAACGACGAUUGGGAUGCGCCCCUAGUGCCGUACAUGGCGGCGGUGGCGCCGGCGCCGAACAGUCUGCCAUACAAGGGCAUGCAACCGGAGCGGGUGGCGUCAGUGCCGGGAUACGACGGCAGCGCUGCCGCUGGUAUGACACGGCCGCCACCACAGCCGCCGCGCGCACCCACCGCGCCACCAGCGUUCCGCGGACUGGAGGUUCUGAAGCUGGGCUUGCAUAAGCUUAGCUUGCGGGAUGCCUGCAGCGGCGUCUUCAGUAGCACCACCGCCGCUGGUGACGGCACUGCUGCGGCAGCGGCGCGCGGACAUAGACCCUCUUGGAGCUCGGCCAGUGGCUAUCAGAGCGCACGGGCAGAUUGGUUUGGCGGCAGUGGCAGCGGCGGCGGCGGCAGUUACCUGAGCGGUGCUUUGACUGCUCGGCCAGAUUGGAUAGGCAGCAAUAUCAGCAGCGGCGGCGGCGGCGGUGGUACGUUCACGUCAUCGGUGCUGACGUCACGAUCCGACAUGGUGAAAUCCGUACAGUCGCUGCUGCGCGGCUGGCAAACCGCCAGGACUACUGCAGCGGGCAGCCGCUCCAGCGUCAGCGGCGCCGCCGACCCCUCAGCGGCCCCGUCAACGUCUCCUCAGCGCUUCAACCUGCUCGGUUUCAGGGCUCCAUCCGAGACCCAUACAGGAGGCUCGCGGGCGGGAGAGCCGUCGGCGGCGGCGGCGGGAGAGGCGGCGGCAGCGGCGGUGACGCUGAACCUGUGGCAACGGGACUCCGUGGCCCCGGCGAUGGCGCUGUCGGGCGGAGAGCGGGGCCGUCUGGCGGCCAUUUACACGGGAAUGCUUCGACAUGGCGAAGCGACUGUCCGACCCACCUUGGAGAAUUCCUUGCUGCGGCAGCAGCAGCAGCAGCAGCAGCCCCACCAUGACUACAACCAUCAUCACCAUCAGCAGCAGUACCGCCAGCAGCAGCACCAGCAGCGGGGCGCGGGAUCUGGCUGUGUGGACGAUAGUGCUAAGGUGGGCCGCAGGUCGAACGCGGCAGCCGCGAUUCCCGCACAGCAGCACUGCACCGCCAGCACCACCACCACCACCGGCGGCGGCGGCGGCACCGCAACCCCACAGCACUCCCAGGCUUGUACGCGUACCGCCCCUACCAUACCCACUACCGGCACCGGGCCCUCCGGCAUCGGGGCCACGUGCAAGCUCCGGACCGCCGCGGGAAUGGGGAUGUCGGCCUGGAUAGCGAGCCGGGCGGCGGCUGUGGCUCGGGAGGUGAUGCCUCGGUCCCCCGGCAGACCGCAGGGAACCUCGAACACACCGGAGGUGAUCCUGAGGCAGGGUGGGCAUGGGUUGUAA
Molecule: messenger RNA, 5622 nt
Organism: Volvox carteri f. nagariensis
Lineage: Eukaryota; Viridiplantae; Chlorophyta; Chlorophyceae; Chlamydomonadales; Volvocaceae
Exons: 16
Coding region: 1-5622 (1873 amino acids)
Molecular function (GO): calcium ion binding
Source: RefSeq, a predicted model, not a curated record